GCCUGGCUGCUUGCGUCUCACUUUGGGCUCUCUAGGGACAGACAUUUAGAGGAAAAAAAACCAAACACGACUUCUUCACAAAUGAUACUGCUUCCAUCGAAGCAUAUAAACCUUAUCAUCAUUAUAUCCCCGAACCUUAUAAUUCUCAGUACAUCAUCAUCGAUUCAAUUCCGAUCCUCACGACAGGAAGAAGAUGGAUCAUUUGUGUAGCGAGGAUGAUAAUAUAGCCAAUGGCCACAUAGUGAUGCUCCCUUUCAUGGCCCACGGGCACCUCAUCCCUUUUCUCUCCCUCGCGAGGACCCUCCGAUGGCGCCACCCAAACUUGACCAUCAGCAUUGCCACCACCCCACUCAAUGUCCGUUACCUCCGCUCCACCAUGGCCUCCGGCGAGAGCCAGGAAAUCCUCCUGAAGGAGCUCUAUUUCUGCAGCUCCGACCACGGCCUCCCCCCUGACACCGAUAACACGGAGAACCUACCGUUGAACCUGGUAGGUGUCCUUUUUGAGUCAUCGGUCAGCCUUGCAGGCCCCCUUGAGCGGCUCUUAUCGGAGAUCUCAGCUGCAGAGGGGCAUAAACCGGUUUGCAUAAUCUCAGACGUGUUCUUUGGGUGGUCGGUGGAGGUCGCAAGGAGGUUCGGGAUCAAGUGUUUCUCCUUCUCCACCGGUGGUGCAUAUGGGACCUUGGCUUACGUCUCUAUAUGGCUAAACCUUCCUCACCGUUCAACGGAUUCCGAUGAGUUUGCUGUGCCGGGUUUCCCUGAACAAUGCCGUUUCCACCGCUCUCAGCUUCACCGGUUCAUAAGAGCUGCAAAUGGGACUGACCCAUGGUCAAGGUUUUUUCAAGUUCAGAUUGCACUUUCUUUGACCUCUGAUGGCUGGAUAUGUAAUUCAGUAGAGGAAAUUGAACCACUGGGACUCGAUCUCUUGAGGAAUUACUUGAAACUACCCGUUUGGCCCACUGGUCCUCUGCUGCCUUCCUCCAUGCUCGGUAAUAAAUUCCAAUCCUCUUCCAUCUCAAGAGUGAUUUCUACUGAGCGGGCCGGAAAGAAACCCGGAGUUCCCCUGGAGAAGUGCACCGAGUGGCUGAAUUCACACAGGCUCGACUCGGUCCUUUACAUCUCAUUUGGGUCUCAGAACACCAUAAGCGCCUCUCAGAUGAGGGCGUUGGCAGUUGGAUUAGAGGCAAGUGGGAAGCCAUUCAUUUGGGUCAUCAGGCCGCCACUUGGGUUCGAUAUGAAAGGCGAAUUUAGAUCUGAAUGGCUUCCGGAAGGCUUCGAGCGAAAAGUCACGGACAGCAAUCAGGGCUUAUUGGUAAGGACAUGGGCCCCACAGCUGGGAAUAUUAUCUCACAAAUCAACCAGAGCGUUCCUCAGUCAUUGUGGGUGGAACUCGGUAAUGGAGAGUCUAAGCCAGCGAGUACCGAUCAUCGGGUGGCCAAUGGCGGCUGAGCAGGCCUACAACUCGAAGAUGAUGGUCGAGGAGAUGGGGGUGUGCAUGGAGCUGGCAAGGGGAGUCGAGAAUGAGAUCGAUUCUGGACAUGUUAAAAGAGUAGUCGAGUUGGUGAUGGAGAAUGUAGGGAAAGGACAGGACAUGAAGAAGAAGGCCAUUGAGAUUGGGGAGAAGAUUGGUGCGGCUAUGAGAAUUGAUGGGGGAAUCAAAGGCUCUUCUCUUAAGGCGUUGGAUGACUUUGUGACAACAAUACUUUCUAGUUGAGUUGAUUAGCCACAGGAAGCGGUCAACGACUAAGAACAUCUCGUAAUCAAGACUAAUUGAUAUUUGAGCAUUAUUAAUUUAAAUUUAUAGAUUAAACAUACAUCGUGAUCUUACCGAAAUGCGAAUUCAUCUAUACUAUUAUAUAAAGUCAAAAGUUUUGGCU
Messenger RNA from Punica granatum (pomegranate), 1874 nucleotides. The record is from RefSeq and is a predicted model, not a curated record. Lineage: Eukaryota; Viridiplantae; Streptophyta; Magnoliopsida; Myrtales; Lythraceae.